GGUUGUGGUCACUACACUUCCCAUGCCACCUUGCGGGUAAACAGGAACUUAUCAUGUCGGCAAGCAGGGCUGCUUUUCUCAAAAACAUAAUGAAAUCGAAAAUCAUGAUGGGGAAUCGUGGAAAGAGGAACUGAGAUUAACAAAAAAACCCAAAAACGCUGUCACGAGGCUGUUUGAAAUUCGUAAAACUUCUGAUUAAGGUACUGUACAUUCAGAAGUGCUGCUCUUCUAAAAACGGCUGUUCUGUUAAAAACUAAACCUGAAAAUCACUUGAUUAUUUGAUUUUGAGCAAUUUCUUUAUAAGCACUCACAGGAUGAGAGGGAUUGUUACAUUUUACCUAACCUAUCUGCUGUGCCUGGUGUUGGGGGUCAGCUGUGUGGCAUUGGUAGCUCACUGGAAUUACAGCUAUAGAGGUGGAUUUGCAUGGGAUGGCUCAGCCAAACAGUUCAACUGGCACCCGGUCUUCAUGGUCACUGGCAUGGUGGUGCUUUAUGGGAACGCGGCCGUAGUGUACCGUAUUCCUCUGACGUGGGGUCACAAUAAGCUCCCCUGGAAGCUGUUACAUGCUGGGCUUCUGCUCCUUUCUUUCAUUCUGUCUGUUAUCGGGCUUUGUGCUGUGUUCGAGUACCACAAUGCAAACCACACAGCCAACCUCUAUUCCCUCCACAGCUGGGUGGGGAUUUGUACCGCUGCGCUUUUUGCUGCACAGUGGGUAAUGGGUUUCACGGCAUUUCUUUUACCCUGUACUCCGAUGACGGCACGUGCUCUUGUAAAGCCAGCUCAUGUUUGGAUGGGAGGAAUCAUCUUGGUACUGGGCAUUGUGUCUUGCAUCUCAGGGAUCAACGAAAAACUCUUUUUUGCACUGAAGGGAAACACCAAUGGGACGCUGCCGUAUUCCGCAUUACCACCAGAGGCAAUAACUGCAAAUGCACUGGGAGUCAUCAUUGUUGCAUUUGGAUUGGUUGUUUUGAAAAUCUUAUCCAAUCAGAUAUGGCAACGUCCUGAGCCAGGCUAUGAAGAGGGAGUUUAUCAGCCAUUUGGGUAUGAUGGAAGCUAACAAACCAAAGCUGAAAUGACUGAAAUCAAAAUAUUAUCUGCACUCUUCGAAGGAAUCAAAGUGCCCUGAUGUUACAGCAAUUCCUAUUCCUAAUUAUACAGAGCGCUGCAGUUUACUGCAAAACUUCUCUUCAUUAUGUUUGAUGUGAUUGUGCUGCUGCCGAUGUUGAUGUUGUAAAGCAUAAGCCAAAUUAUCAGAUGUAAAAUCACUGAUUGAUUGUCAGUGGUUUGUGCUUAUUUAUUAUCGGAGAAGACUUCUUUAGCAAAUGUUUAAAAUCAUUACAUUAAACACGCUGUUUGCCUCUGUGGAUGAAGUCAGACGAA
Messenger RNA from Puntigrus tetrazona (Sumatra barb), 1381 nucleotides. Its product is annotated as lysosomal membrane ascorbate-dependent ferrireductase CYB561A3. NCBI's taxonomy places the organism in Eukaryota, Metazoa, Chordata, Actinopteri, Cypriniformes, Cyprinidae. The transcript has 7 exons. Gene Ontology annotation, molecular function: oxidoreductase activity. The record is from RefSeq and is a predicted model, not a curated record. Gene Ontology annotation, cellular component: lysosomal membrane. Bases 315 to 1058 code for a protein of 247 amino acids.